This is a messenger RNA of Schistocerca americana (American grasshopper), 1164 nucleotides long. Its product is annotated as odorant receptor Or2-like. Lineage: Eukaryota; Metazoa; Arthropoda; Insecta; Orthoptera; Acrididae. Gene Ontology annotation, molecular function: odorant binding; olfactory receptor activity. Gene Ontology annotation, biological process: sensory perception of smell; detection of chemical stimulus involved in sensory perception of smell. The record is from RefSeq and is a predicted model, not a curated record. The coding region runs from base 1 to 1164 and encodes 387 amino acids. The transcript has 7 exons. Gene Ontology annotation, cellular component: plasma membrane.
AUGGCUGGAGCAGUAGGUAAAACGUCGCAGAAGCCAGGGUCAGAGGUGGAUGGGCAGCAAGGUGUGGGGCGCACACUGUCGGGCAACGUGCUGUACCUGGCGGUGGUGGGGCUGUCGCCGCGCGUGCGUGGACCGGCCUACCUGGUGUACGCGGCGCUGGUGCAGCUGUGCGCCGCCGUUUACGUGGCCGUCGGUCUGUUCAGCAUCCACACCGCCCGAGGGGACGUGGACGCCAUUUCGCACACGCUGAUGCACAUACUCGAAGACGUCUCCGGUAUGACCAAGGCGGCGCUCUUCUUCAGCAAGAGGCAGUCCUUUUACCGUCUGGUGCGCGACCUGGAUCUGAUGGUGUCCGAGGACUGGGACCGCCCCGAGCUGGAGUCCGCACGCCGCUGGGCCCGCUGGAUGACCGUGUCGCUGAGUGUCUACAUCUACGCCGUCAUCCUGCUGUGGCUGCCGAUCGAGGGAGUGGACUGGUCGCUGUGGCCCGGCGCGUACGCCGCGCUCUACGCCCUGCAGUGCGCUGUGCUCCUCACCCAGGUGCCCGUCGUCAUCGGCCUGGACUGCUUCUUCGUGGCGGCCAUGCUGCACGUGGCAGCCCUCCUGCAGCUGCUGGGGCAGCGCAUCUCUGGACUGCGGCUCUCUGGUGACGGUGCUGUGGACCUGACCGCCGACAGGGGACUCGCGAAGCGGCAGAUGCUGUAUUCAGAGCUCUGUUCCUGCAUCAGAAGCCACCAGAAAAUCACAAAGUUCCUGCAAGACCUGGAGGCCGCUAUGAGCACCAUGGUGCUGGUGCAGCUCUCAACCACCAUGGUCGGCCUCUGCAUGACUCUCUACCAGCAGAUACAGAUUAAGGACGCGCUCACGGCCCUGCAGUACGCCCUGAUCCUGCCCUUCUACAGCGCCGAGAUUUACUUCUACUGCUGGACGGCUGACGUCAUCACACAGCAGGGCGAGGCGCUGUCUUUGGCGGCGUACAGCAGCCACUGGGUGGGCGCCGGUGCCGCCUUCCAGAGGGCGCUGUCCAUCGUGAUGGCGCGCGCCCACAAGCCGCUGCUGAUGACGGCGGGACACCUCUACCCCAUCAACACGGCGGCCUUCGUAGCGCUGGUGAAGGCUUCCUACUCUUACUACACGCUGCUGAGACAACUGGACAGCGACUGA